This is a messenger RNA of Aspergillus mulundensis, 933 nucleotides long. RefSeq names its product E3 ubiquitin-protein ligase MARCH. NCBI's taxonomy places the organism in Eukaryota, Fungi, Ascomycota, Eurotiomycetes, Eurotiales, Aspergillaceae. Bases 1 to 933 code for a protein of 310 amino acids. The record is from RefSeq and is a predicted model, not a curated record. Gene Ontology annotation, molecular function: zinc ion binding. The transcript has 2 exons.
AUGGAAGGGUUACAUACACCAACGUGGCAUUUCCCUACGGACUUGCCAACAGAUUCCGCAAGAUCCGAGGGAGAUCAGAACCCUGAAGAUACCCAGCACGCUGGUGACUCAGGUGCUACCUCUGAAUCUCCUAAGAGACAUUAUCCGGAUCGCCUUUGUCGCAUUUGCCUGGAGUCCGUGCCUCCAACCUAUGUUCCCCCUUCGGAACAUGUGCCUGGCUUCCUCCAGCGCGGGCCUCAAGUCGUGUAUCUCUCUGAAGAUCCAGAGCUCGGACGUCUUCUCAAACCGUGCAAAUGUAAAGGCUCAUCCCGUUAUGUCCAUGAGGGUUGCCUUCAGACCUGGCGACUCUCCAGUCAUGAUAAUGCACGCUUCUACAAUUGCCCGACCUGUGGCUUUCGAUACCGGCUAGAGCGCCUCACCUGGUCGCGUUGGAUUAAUAGCACACUCAGCCAGGUGGCUCUGACUACCCUCGUCUUAAUGUUGACUAUUUUCUUGCUUGGUUUCAUUGCUGACCCUAUCAUUAACUUUUACAUCGACCCCGUGGAGACGGUAUAUUAUGGCGAUUUCUGGGAAGGCAGUAGCUUAGCCGGCACCAAAAAGCCCACCUGGGUCGAGCACUUUCUAAAGGGAAUGACGUCGCUAGGACUGUUAGGUUUCAUUCAGGCACUUUGGGGGCUUGCUCCGUGGUACUCAGUACGAUCGUCCGCCAUUGCGCGUGGUCGCGGCAACACCGGAAGAGAUCGAAUGUCUUCUAUACGUUGGCUUGUUGUCGUAAUCGGUAUCGCCAGUUUUUUCUGGGCUGUGUACAAAGGCGUCAGGGCCUGGAGCCGCUUGGCGUUGGACAAGGCCAGUGGGCGUGUGAUAGACGUUCCGUCGCCUGAUGAUGAGGAAGAAAUAGACGCUGCAAAGGAAACCCGGCCGAAUCCCGAGUAG